Molecule: messenger RNA, 549 nt
Organism: Fusarium verticillioides 7600
Lineage: Eukaryota; Fungi; Ascomycota; Sordariomycetes; Hypocreales; Nectriaceae
Exons: 2
Coding region: 1-549 (182 amino acids)
Source: RefSeq, a predicted model, not a curated record
AUGGGCCAUGUGAUUCGAUGUCCUGAGCAACAGACCAUGGUUGCAUACCACAGCGAUGGCUCGGGGGACUCACAGCCCACAGAAGGAAACUGGCUCAUCGGUUGGAACUUCGUGACAGACCUGUACCGAUUGCUCGAGCACGUCAUCAACCACUACCGAGUCAAACGGGCCGGCCGGACGGUGGCAGACGCUUACAGCUCUCGUCUCCCACCGCGAGAACCUUCAGAUCUCAAUAUGGAGACAAUACUGGCUGCGCUUCAAGAUGGGUUGCAGUCCCUUCCAGGCGACAUGUUGACCGCCCUGCCGCCUUCUACCAAUGCCAAGGAGAAUCUUUGCGGGUUCCAAGUGGCCAAUAUUGUCUGUACAAGCCAGCUGCUGAAAACAUUGUGCUUUGCCUGCGACCUCAUGACCUUUAGUUCGGCCUGUGCCGCAGCUCAGCAGAUGAUCGACAGCAUCUCCAAGGUUCCAAGUGCAUAUCUUCGAGCCAUUGGUUCUUGUAUGGUCAGUACUAUCAAGUCUCGCUACGCAAGUCAGUGGCCUUGUAGCUGA